AUGGGGUUGCAGGGUGGUUACACCAAGUUUCCCUGCCAUCUAUGCCUUUUCGAUAGCAGGAAUGAUGAUCUGCACUACAAAAUUCGUGACUGGCCAGCUCGGAAAGAGUUUACUAUUGGAAUAAACAACGUGAAGUGGGCUCCGUUGGUUCAACAGGAAAACAUACUUAUGCCGCCCUUACACAUCAAACUAGGGCUUAUGAAGCAGUUUGUGAAGGCGCUACCUGCCAACUCAGAACCGUUCAAGUUUUUGAAAACAUCGGGUGUUUUUACAGGACCCCAAAUCAGGGCUGUUUUUUCGAAAGAUGAAUUUAAAAAAAUGCUAAACAUGGACCAGAAAAACGCGUGGACAAGUUUUCAGGCUGUCGUGGAUGGGUUUCUAGGAGGGAAAAGGGACCCUAAUUAUAAACAAUUGGUCGAAACCAUGUUGAGAAACUUCAACAAGAUGGGGUGUAGAAUGUCGCACAAGUUGCACAUUCUACACUCCCACCUAGAAGUUUUUAAAGAAAACUCAGGUAGAUAUUCUGAAGAACAGGGGGAAUACUUCCACCAAGAAAUAAAAAAAAUUGAAGAACGAUAUAAAGGCCAGAAUAACCCAAUAAGUAUGAUAGGAGAUUACGUUUGGAGUUUGACAAGAACAACUAAUGAAUGUUACAAGCGGCAAUCUGGACCUAGUUCCGUUUUUGUAAGCCCUUGAUUUUUAUGUGUCGAUUUAAAUGUUCGUAUUGUUUUCAAAAUGUAUUCUUUUUCAUUUGAUGUAUUCCACAUUUUUUUCUUUUUAUAUAUUCUACCAUUUUAAGUCAACUGCCAAUAAUAAAAGUAAGAACAUGAUGUCAAUAAUAAACCUUUGCUUGAAUGAAAUUAAAUA
Molecule: messenger RNA, 867 nt
Organism: Culex quinquefasciatus (southern house mosquito)
Lineage: Eukaryota; Metazoa; Arthropoda; Insecta; Diptera; Culicidae
Exons: 2
Coding region: 1-696 (231 amino acids)
Source: RefSeq, a predicted model, not a curated record